Cavia porcellus (domestic guinea pig) is the source of this 7987-nucleotide messenger RNA. RefSeq names its product zinc finger protein 724-like. The transcript has 4 exons. Gene Ontology annotation, biological process: regulation of transcription by RNA polymerase II. The record is from RefSeq and is a predicted model, not a curated record. The coding region runs from base 142 to 2094 and encodes 650 amino acids. Gene Ontology annotation, molecular function: DNA-binding transcription factor activity, RNA polymerase II-specific; RNA polymerase II cis-regulatory region sequence-specific DNA binding. NCBI's taxonomy places the organism in Eukaryota, Metazoa, Chordata, Mammalia, Rodentia, Caviidae.
GCGCGCCAUCUUAGGGUUGAUUCCUAGGGUUCUUCUCUUCCGCUUUGUUGGCCCACGUGACUCUGCUUCAUUCCCCAUCGCCCCGUGACCUGCACCGGUGGCAGAUCCACAGGGAGAUCGCUGGGAGCCCGGACGCCGAAAAUGGAACUGUUGACAUUCAGGGAUGUGGCCAUUGAUUUCUCCCUGGAGGAGUGGGAAGACCUGGACUCUGCUCAGCAGAAUUUGUAUAGGGAUGUGAUGUUGGAGACAUAUGGAAACCUGGUCUCCCUCGGACUUGCUGACUCUAAGCCAUACAUGAUCACCUGUCUGGAGCAAAGCAAAGAGCCCUGGAAUGUGAAGAGACAAGAAACAGUAGUGAUGCACCCAGCUGUGUCUUCUCACUUUGCCCAAGAUGUUUCAUCAGAAAAGGGCACAAAACAGUCACUCCAAACUGUGACAAAAGGAAGAUACAGUAUUUGUGGCCUUGACAACUUACACUUAAAAAAAGAAUGGGAGCAUGUGGAUGACCAUAAAGGUCAGGAUGCAUGUUAUAAUGGAUGGAACAAAUUUGUGACAGCUAAAGAAAGCAAAGACCUCACUGCCAACAGAGAUCAACAACAUACAGUAUUUCCUAAAACACCUACGUUUAUGCCUGCUGCUUUAAAAGAUCCAUGUGUUUUUGUUAGUAAACAUUCACAUCAAAUUUUGAAACAUGCCUUUUCCCUCAAAGGAAAUUUGGGAAAUCUAAAAAUGAGACCAGUCCAUGCCUCAGUUGAUCACUUGAAAAAUUUGAAAUGUAGGAUUGGAUUAAAUUUUCAGGCAUUGGUUUUAGUAAAUAAUAGAUUUAAAAAUGAAGAGCAAAACCCUAAAUUUAAUCAGUUUAGUUCAUUUAUGAAAAGUUUGUUACUCUACAAUCAACAAAAAGGUCUUCCCUAUACCAAGUUAUAUAAUUUUCACAAGUUUGGAAAGUUACUUACCCAUCCAUUAUUGCAUAGUCAAAACCCAGAUAUAGAUAUCUAUAAAUGUAUGGAAUGUGGCAAAGUUUUCAAAUGUUCUUCAAACCUUACUCUACAUAAGAGAAUUCACAGUGGAGAGAAUCCUUACAAAUGCAGAGAAUGUGGCAAUGCCUUUAAUAAUCGCUCCGAUCUUACCCAACAUCGGAUAAGUCAUAAUGGAGAAAAGCCAUUCAAAUGUGAAGAAUGUGGCAAAGCCUUUAAGUGUUGUUCACAUCUUACUCGACAUCAAAAAAUUCAUACCGGAGAAAAGCCAUACAAAUGUGAAGAAUGUGGCAAAGCCUUUAAUUGUUGUUCACACCUUACUCGACAUCUGAGAAUUCAUACUGGGGAGAAACCCUACAAUUGUGAAGAAUGUGGCAAAGCCUUUAGACAUGGCUCAAAUCUUACUCAACAUCAGAGAAUUCAUACUGGUGAGAAGCCGUACAAAUGUAAAGAGUGUGGAAGAACCUUUACCCAUUGCUCAACCCUCAAUCAACACCAGAGAAUUCAUACUAGAGAGAACACUUAUAUAUGUGAAGAAUGUGGCAGAGCCUUUAAUACUUUCUCAAGCCUUUCCAUACAUCAUAGAAUUCAUACUGGAGAAAAACCUUACAAGUGCCAGGAUUGUGGCAAAGCCUUUAACUUUCGUUCUGAUCUUAAUAGACAUCAGAGAAAUCAUAAUCGAGAGAAAGUAUACAAAUGUAAAGACUAUGGCAAAACCUUCAAUAGCUGUCCAAAUCUUACACAGCAUCAGAGAAUGCAAUUGGGUGAGAAACCCUACAAAUGUAAAGAGUGUAGCAAAGUUUUUAAAUAUUUUUCACACCUUACUAGGCACCAGAGAGUCCAUAGUGGGGAGAAACCAUACAAAUGUAAAGAAUGUGGCAAAGCAUUUAAUGAAAAGUCAAAACUUUUUCAACACCAGAGAAUUCACACAGGAGAGAACCCUUACAAAUGUAUGCAUUGUGGCAAAGGCUUUAAUAAUUGUUCAAGCCUUACUCAACACCAGAGAAUUCAUACUGGAGAGAAGCCCUACAAAUGUAAAGAGUGUAGCAAAGCUUUUAACAGUUGUUCUCACCUUACUCGACAUCAGAAAAUUCAUGAAAGGGAGAAACUCUGUUGAUGAAAGAAUGGUAAACCUUUAACCUAUGGCUCAAACCUUGUUCAACACUAGAUGAUACAUCCUUCAGGGAGUGCUUACAAAUGUAAAGAUUUUGGGAAAGACUUCAGUAAUUGCACAAACCUUGUUCAACAGAGUUAAACUGGAGAGAACUCUAGAAUUUUAGAGUAUGGCAAGACCUUCAAUGGGAGUUCAAUCCUUAUUCAGCAUGACACAGCUUAAAUUGUAGAAACCGUUUAUAUGCUGUGAAUUUGAAAAACUGCAAAAGUAUGCAACUCUGAACCUAAAAAUACUUUAAUUGGAAAAACUUUUACAAACACAGAAAUUAGCAAAGCUUGUUUGUGUGAUUGUAAUAUAUGUAAGGUGAUUAUUACUGGAGAGAAAUACUACAAAUACAGGGAAUGUAUUAUAAACUAAUUUGAAAAAAAUUUCCUAAACAUCAUUAGUUGAUAUGGUAGAUAUGAACUUGUCACUCUCAGAGAACAAAUGCAGGUAAUACCUGGCUGAAGGGAUAUAAAUUUAAGUGAUUCCAUGGUUUUUAAAUAGUUUCACUUUUGAAAACUAGUUGAAGAACAACUUUCAAAUAGAUAAUCGUAUCAGCAGAAUGUGACUGCUUCUUACAAGUUUUAAACUUUUUCCAAAGAAUAUACAGUGGGUUUUUAAAAUAUUUUCUUGAGUUUAUUUAUUUAUUUAUUUGUGGUGCUGGGAAUUGAAUCCAGAGUUUUUGCAAUGAACUAUAUCGACAAACCGACUUUAUUUUGAGGCAGAAUUUCACUAAACUGCUAUGUUGCCAAGGCUGAAAUUUUGAUACCUCUGCCUCAGCCCCGUAAUGUAAUGGAAUAAUAGCUCUAGGCUUAUUCUUGUAAGUUAUAUUUUUAUUUAUUUCUCAUACUUUGUAAUUACUGGGAAACUGUAAUGGUUAAAGGAGUAUAGUAGUAGGCUCUAGAUUUUUUAACCUGAAUUACAGUUCAUAAAACUUUAUAAUUGUUUUCCACAUACCACUUUUUUAACCUACAAAGCAUAGAGAACCUUUGGUAUUCUUUUACAUUUUCUGAGAUGUACAAACAUUACAAUCUAAUGAUGAACUUUACAUGUAAAAGAAUUAUAGUAAUACUAAUUGUUGGUGUGAAUUUGUAUGUUUCUUUUGUCUGUCAAGAAGGGAAAUACUGAUACAAAAGAAUAUUCCAAAUAGUUGAUAUUUUACUACAAAACCAAACGUCAUAUAUUAUGAAAACUGUUGUUUACAUUGAACUCAUUUAUUCAGAAUGCUGUUUACUUUGAGCUUUGCUUAUGAAAGACCUAGUAUGGCUUACUUAAUGAAAUUUUGGGGUGUUUUUUAAAUCCUUUUUAGAGGAUUUUAAGAGUGAUUUUUAAUAUCUAAUGGUAUUCAGAAAUCAAUUGAAAAUCUAAUUUCUCAAUGAACCUAUUAACUUUUAUUUAAUUGGCAUAACUCCAUUAAUUCUGUCUCAAAGGGAAUAUUUUUAAGUUAUUUUUAAUGUACUCCUUUUAAUUUAAUAAGUGACUUACAACAAUGAAUUUACUGAGAUAAUUUGUUCUGGUAAAAACUGGAGAGGCUUCAUAACUCAUGGAGUUGUUUCAGCAUCUGUGUGGAAAAAAGAACAGAGUAGAGCAGGACAUAUGAAGAUUCUCCACAAUUAAAAAAUAAUCAUUGUUCAAUAAUAAAUUUGGGGGGUUUUGGGUUUUUUUAAUUUUGUUUUUGUGUCAGGGAUCAAAGUCAUAACCUCAGGCUUACCAGGCAAGUAUUUGAGCUGCUGAGCUAAAUCCCUGGCCCCCAAUUUAUUAUUGUUAUUGUGAAUUUAUUGAAUUGUGAGAGAAAUAUCCAAUGUGAAUAAAUGGCAUUAAUUCUAUAUGUGAAAAGAAGACACUACUCCAGGCUACAUAAAUGAUGCCUUCUGAAUUUAAGAACAGGAAUUUUUUUUCAUUGUUAGUCAUAUUCACAAUGUCAUUUAUUCUGAAUUCAUGUAUGCAGCCUUGGAAUAGGUAUCCUCACUCCACAUGCAGAAUUAAUAUUUGAUGUAAAUACCCUGAUGCUUUUCCCCUGACACGAAGCAAGAAUAUGUGAGGACGUGCCGAGCUCUUUUAUGCAAUGGCUCCACUAAGUUGCAUAGCAUGUAACAGAUAGCAUGUAACAGCAUAGCACGUAACAGAUCUCCUUUUUACAUCAUCAGCAGUUUCCAGCUUUUGCCUUUUUGAUAGUACCCACUGUUUAUACUUAGAUUGUCUGUAAUUAUGGUUUUGAUGUACAUUUUUCUAAUGAUUUAUAAUAUUGGGCUGUUUUUCUUGUGUGAACAUUUCUGUUUUCUUGUGAGAAAUGCCUGUUUAUAUAUUUAGACAAUCUUUAAAUUGGAUUAUUUUGUUUUUAUUUUUUGUCACUGAAUUUUUUUGUACUCUUUGAUACUGCUAAUAAUAGCAAUAUUAGGAUGAAUGAAUAAUGUACUUAGAGUAAAGCUCACCAUGUGUGUCCUCAAAUUAUAUUUUAUGUCUUCAUAUUUACUCUUUCACAACUGUUUUUGUUGCUGUCCAUCAAGUAUUUAUUUUGAAAAUCUGUUAUUAGUGAGGCCUUUCUGGAAUAGCCUAAAGUUUCAGUCUUAAUCACAAUUCUCAUUAUCCAGGUACAUUACAAAGGUUGAGUUCAUUCAUUCCAAAAGCUUUUAGCAAACAGAGUCUGAUACGCACAGUCUGAAAGGGACACAUAAAUGCAGCCAUUCCCAUUUUUGUAGCAGAAGUUGAUGUUUUUGGCAGGAUAGAGCACCUGAAAGUAUGGGCAUGUAAAUACAACCUCAAUAUGAAAUCCCUCUAAACUACAUGUAGGCCCUUUCUUUAUGCAUCCAAUUCAUUGUUCUUUGGGCACAUUUUUUAAAAUGCUAUGGAAAAAGAAUUUGAAAGGUGAGCAUUAAUAUCUAAGUACUAAUAAGAAUUAGGAAAUUGUGUGCAACUUGAGUAUUAUAUAGAUUCGGGUUUCUCAUCACAAAGGUGCAUGCUCAGUAAAUACUGCAUUAGAAAAUACAUUUUUUACCUGUGCGGUUACUUAACCAUCUAGAGUGUCCAUACAAAGAAUCUCCCUGGUUGGUGCCCAUAUGUGUUCACAUGAUUUACUGUUUCUUCAGAAUAAUGUGGGGAUCUGGAGAGUCAAACAUAAUCACUUCAUUUCUUGUUCAGGAAACAAAAGAGCCAUGGUUCCUACCAUCCACUGUACUUCAUACUUCAAAUGAAUUAGUUGUUGACUUCAGCAUCAUGUGGUCGGUCAGUAAGAGGAAUAAGAUGUACAUGUAAAACUAUACAUUUAUGCUGACUUGUUUUUUAAUAUUAUCAAAUAGACAAAAAAUUAAAAUUGCAUAGACUCUUGGAGAGUUUCUUUUAUGCUUCCUUGAAAAAGAUCUGUUACUCCAGUGUCAUGAGGAACAGAAGCCUAGAGUUCACUCUGCUUAAACUGAGGUCUUUUCCAGUCUCAUCCUACACUUUGGUGCCCGUCACGAUCACAUCAGCUCAGACUUUUGUCAGUGCUUCUCCCACUUCAAGUGGGUAUUCGUAAUUCUUACAAAUCCAAAAGCAGACAAGUGGGGCAGCAUUCUAAAUAUGCUGAUGCCUUAAUUUCUGUGUUCUAGACUCGUGCAGCUGCUCCAUUUCUCCAGACCCAGUAGUUGCUCCAGAAAUUUCAAAAAUGUAAAUAUAACCUUAAUACGAAGUCCCUCUAAACUAUAUAUAGGCCCUUUCUUUAUGCAUCCAAUUCAUUGUUUUUUAGACAAGUUUUUUAAAAUGCUAUGGAAGAAUUUGAAAGGUGAGCAUUAAUAUCUAAGUACUAAUAAGAAUUAAGAAAUUGUAUACAACUUGAGUAUUGUAUAGAUUCAGGUUUCUCAUCACAAAGGUGCAUGCUCAGUAAAUACUGCAUUAGAGAAUACAUUUUUUACCUGUGCAGAGUUACUCAGCCAUGACUGCCAUGUUUGACCAUCUAUGAAUUUUAAAAGGCCAGCAAAUGUCACAUGUCAAUAUAGUGACCUAUCUUUUUUAACAUAGGAUACUUGGUUAUAAGUUGGACUGUGCUGACCUCUUUCUCUAGCUUAGUGCUACUGAUAAUGGAUUUAGAGGAUUUAUAGGGAGCUUGUUUAAAUGCCAGUUUCUGAGCAUUCCUCAAACCCAUAAAAUCAUAAUUCUUAGACAACCUGGAAUUCCAAGCGGUUUAUAUCUACAGUGAAGUCAAGAGAUACUAUUACUUCUAGCCCCAGCCCAGGUUUCCAAUUUAUAUCGCAUAACAGUUGUAAGAAAUCCUGUCUUUAAUCCCCACAGAUUUUGUCUGUUGGUCUGAGGAGAAGCAUGAAUAUUUUAUUUACCUGCACCACUUUAAUUGUUGAGCAACUAGAAUUAAGUACAAGGUACUGCAGAUACAUUUAGGACAGCUGAGUUUAGCCUAUUUCAAAGGCUUGUGACUAGCAGGGCUUGUGCAUAUGGUUUCGAAGGAUGCAUAACUAACCUGUGUUUAAUUCUAUAGCAGAAACCCGAAACCUAGAAAGGAGAAACUGACAUUUUGGUCUCCAGAUAGGAGCUCAUUGUUCUUGAUUCUCAACUAUAAGAAAGCCAGAGAGGGCAAUUUUUACUGUUGCAAGCUCAUUGUUCCUCUGGAUGUGUAAGUAGUGUGUAAAGAGGUUAUGCUGAUACCACUAAGUUCUCAAGAUUAAUGUUUGAUUUAUUGAAAUAAUCCUGUGUGCCUGAAGAAGCAUAAAGAAGUCAGGUCCUGGGGCAGGUGGCUGGCCAGUCUCUUGAAGUGCUGUGUAUGUAGACCAUCAUAACUAUUAUCGCUCUUUCUGAUGUGCUUGCCUAUUUGAGUUUGUUUCCCAUAUUUUAUCUUUUCCUUUGUUACAAUAGUCAAGAUUUUUUGAAAAUAAUUUUUAUCAGUAUGCUAAAGUUUUCUCUUGAUUCUAUCCACUACAGCAUCUUACUGCCAUGAACAAUUUUCACCACGAAUUUAUGAGCUACAAGUUAGAAAAUGUUCUCUUUUGAUAGUUAGCCAUGGAAUGUCUAGGUACCCUAUAGCUAUUGUUAACAGAAAUAAGACUUUUGAUCCCAGUGCAAAACAACACGCAGAGAUUCCACCUGGAUGCUCCAUCUAUUUUAUGUAAAAGGUCUUUUAAUAAUGCACACGUGAAAGUAUGAAGUUCAAUACUUCCUAAAAAGCUAAGGAAAUAACUAUUUGAAAAUGCUGAGAUUUAGGGGCUGGGGAUUUAGCUCAGCGGCAUAAGCGCCUGCCUUGCAAGCAGGCAGUCGUGAGUUCCAUCCCUGGUACCGAUAAAAAUGAAAAAGACAAAAAAAAAAGAAAAGAAAAGAAAAUGCUGAAAUUUAUAGGACAUGAAAGACAUUAUGCCUUAAACUUUAUGUAAUUUGUUUUAAUGAUUAGGUUCAGGUGCUGAUGUACUGGUAUUUAUUUUAUUGGAAUGAUUACAUUUCCACCAUAUAUAUAUAUAUCAAUACCAGAUAGCAAUACUUUUGCAGCUGAUUUUUAACUUGUUAAUUUAGUUGUUCUGUGCCAGACUCCUCCUCUGUAAAAAUAAAUAUUUUUCUGUUUAUCAUUUAUUAAGUAUCAAUGUGGUUUACUGACUGAAGCGCAUGUGUGUAUACAUUCAAUAUAGAAUGUUCCCCUUUUGUAAUUUCCUUUUGCUUGUCAAUUGCUUUGAAAGGCAGACAUUUGUUUAGUGCAUAUUAAGCAAAUGGAGUUUUUGUAAAUGGUGUUUAUGAAACAGGUCCCUGUCCAGUAGGUUUCCAUUUUAUGUCUAAUAACAGAUGACCUUUAUAUUCUUUGUAUAUUAAGAAAAAAAUACUUGUCCAAGUGUCUUAAAAUUCUAAAACCUAAUCGCAUAUAAUAAAUUAACCCAUUUAAAAAGCA